Lobosporangium transversale is the source of this 803-nucleotide messenger RNA. RefSeq names its product endoplasmic reticulum vesicle protein 25. Gene Ontology annotation, biological process: Golgi organization; endoplasmic reticulum to Golgi vesicle-mediated transport; intracellular protein transport. The record is from RefSeq and is a predicted model, not a curated record. Gene Ontology annotation, cellular component: Golgi apparatus; endoplasmic reticulum-Golgi intermediate compartment; endoplasmic reticulum. Bases 125 to 799 code for a protein of 224 amino acids. NCBI's taxonomy places the organism in Eukaryota, Fungi, Mortierellomycota, Mortierellomycetes, Mortierellales, Mortierellaceae. The transcript is spliced from 4 exons.
CAUCACUUUGUGCUUCAUCUCAUUCUUCGUCUCGCUCGCUCAUUUCUUUAUCUCUUUUUGAAUUCAACUGUGGGCAAGCCAAGGACGCACGACUCGAAGAAAAAAAAAUAAAAAGAAAGAUAAAAUGACAAGGAAGUUUUUUACGGCCACAGUGGCCAUCUCGUUGAUGGUCCUUGCAUCAUCCUGGCUUCAGACAACCAAUGCCAUCAUGUUUGAUCUACAUGCCCAGACACCUUCAGAUGCUGUUCCAUUCUGCAUCUCUCAUUACGUUGAUGAGGAGACUCAGGUCGUAGUCAAAGUCAAGGCCAGUUCUGGUCCUCAUCAGAAGAUCUCGGUCGAGGUUACUGAUGACGGUAUUCAUCAGAAUCAGCUCUGGAAGAAGGACAACUUGGCAGAUGAACAGAAGGGAGCUUUUUUGAAUAAGGAAGCUGGCAAUAUUUUCGCCUGUUUUACCAACGUACUUUCAGAUGGCUAUAAGGCUGAUGCAAGGUACUUUCGCUCGAUUGAACUUGACUUUGAUAUUGGAUCGGAGACAAUUGAUUAUACCAAGUUGGCAGAGAAGGAGAGGUUGAAGCCUAUGGAACUGGAGUUGCGCAAACUUGAGAAUCUUGUUCAGGAUAUUAUUGAGAAUAUGGAGCAUCUUCAGGCACGCGAGAUUAAGAUGCGCAACACUAACGAAUCGACCAAUGAACGUGUAAAGUGGUUUUCAUCUUUGACCAUGGUCGUGUUGGUGACACUUGGUUUAUGGCAGAUCUUUUACCUCAAGCGUUUCUUCCGCAAGAAGAGGCUCAUUGACUAAAACG